Oncorhynchus tshawytscha (Chinook salmon) is the source of this 5018-nucleotide messenger RNA. Its product is annotated as glutamate receptor ionotropic, kainate 2-like. The record is from RefSeq and is a predicted model, not a curated record. Gene Ontology annotation, molecular function: kainate selective glutamate receptor activity; transmitter-gated monoatomic ion channel activity involved in regulation of postsynaptic membrane potential. Lineage: Eukaryota; Metazoa; Chordata; Actinopteri; Salmoniformes; Salmonidae. Gene Ontology annotation, biological process: synaptic transmission, glutamatergic; monoatomic ion transport; modulation of chemical synaptic transmission. The transcript is spliced from 17 exons. Gene Ontology annotation, cellular component: postsynaptic membrane; presynaptic membrane; kainate selective glutamate receptor complex. The coding region runs from base 511 to 3234 and encodes 907 amino acids.
CUCUCUCUCUCGCUCUCUCUCUCUCUCUCACCCUUCCUCUUCUGUAGACUCUCUCUAUCUGGCUCGCGCGCUCGAACUAACCUUGGCUCAACGUCAGAGGCUGUGCAGCAGUGCAGUAUAAUGGGAGCGUAUGCAACCAUAAAUGCCUCAUAGGCUGCUAUCGCGAUUCUGCUCUGCUUGGCGCUCUCUGCUCCUCUACAGACACACCUCCCGUGUGGAUAUCCGACUCCUCGUGUCUCACCUGAGCCAGGCGCCAGCCCAUGUAUGAGCCCCUACCGGAUUUGUACCGCCCGACAUGGAUGUCCCGCCGUCUCGUGAACCGGAGGAUAUUUUCUUGGCUUAGUCAAGUCGGAAAUCAGGCCGGGACUGCUAAUGGGUUUAGGGGAAGCUCGAGUGACCAUGCCGUGAUCCUGCGACUGGGCUGCCGUCACCCUGCCGAACGACUGUAAACAGAAUUCCGGGGGACUCAAACGCGUACGGGGGAUCACCACUGUGCAUUUUACAAACAACAUGAAGAUUACUUCCCUGCUGAUAACUAGUCUCGUUUUCAGGUUCAACCUCAGGCUGCUGCUUCUGCUGCUGUUUCUUGGAUACUCUCGCGGGAUGCCACAUGUUUUAAGAUUUGGAGGAAUAUUUGAAUCCAUCGAAAGCGGUCCGUCGGGAGCAGAAGAACUCGCCUUUAAAUUUGCCUUGAACACAAUCAACAGGAACCGCACCCUGCUGCCCAACACCACACUCACAUAUGACAUCCAGAGAAUAAACAUCUUUGACAGCUUUGAGGCCUCCAGAAAAGCCUGUGACCAGCUGUCCUUGGGGGUGGCAGCCAUCUUUGGCCCCUCCCACAGCUCAUCAGCUAACGCAGUCCAGUCCAUUUGUAAUGCCCUGGGGGUGCCCCACAUCCAGACCAAGUGGAAGCACCAGGUGUCGGACAACAGGGACUCGUACUACGUCAGCCUCUACCCGGACUUCCAGUCCCUCAGCCGGGCCAUCCUGGAACUGGUCCACUUCUUCAAAUGGAGGACGGUCACUGUGGUCUAUGACGACAGCACAGGUCUUAUUCGGUUGCAAGAGCUGAUCAAGGCACCCUCCCGAUACAACAUUCGUUUGAAGAUCCGACAGUUGCCGGCGGAGACCAAGGAUGCCAAGCCACUUCUGAAAGAGAUGAAGAAAGCAAAGGAGUUCCACGUGAUCUUUGACUGCGGCCACGAAAUGGCUGCCUGGAUCCUGAAACAGGCUCUAGCCAUGGGAAUGAUGACGGAGUACUACCACUACAUCUUCACCACGCUGGAUCUUUUCGCUUUGGAUAUGGAGCCGUAUCGGUACAGCGGAGUCAACCUGACGGGUUUCCGGAUCCUAAACACUGAAAACUCUCAGGUGUCAUCGAUCAUCGAGAAGUGGUCCAUGGAACGCCUUCAAGCCCCACCCAAAGCGGACUCAGGCCUCCUGGACGGAUUCAUGACGACAGACGCAGCGCUGAUGUACGACGCGGUGCACGUGGUAGCGGUGGCAGUGCAGCAGUCGCAGCAGAUCACUGUCAGCUCGCUGCAGUGCAACCGCCACAAACCCUGGCGCUUCGGAGCGCGCUUUAUAAGCCUCAUCAAAGAGGCCCAUUGGGAUGGCUUGACUGGACACAUCCUCUUCAACAAAACUAACGGAUUGAGGACAGACUUCGACCUGGAUGUAAUCAGUCUAAAGGAGGAAGGACUGGAAAAAAUUGGAACAUGGGACCCUCCCAGUGGGCUGAACAUGACAGAGAACCACAAGAGCAAGACGACUAACAUCACUGACUCUCUGGCUAACAAAUCCCUCCGCGUCUCCACCAUACUGGUGGAGCCCUAUGUGAUGUUCAAAAAGUCCGACAAGCCACUGUACGGAAACGACCGCUUCGAGGGCUAUUGCAUCGACCUGCUCCGCGAGCUCUCGGGGAUCCUGGGCUUUCACUAUGAGGUGCACCUGGUGGAGGACGGCAAGUAUGGGGCGCUGGAGGAGAGCACGGGCCAGUGGAAUGGCAUGGUCAGGGAGCUCAUGGACCACAAAGCAGACCUAGUGGUGGCUCCUUUGGCCAUUACCUAUGUGAGGGAGAAGGUCAUCGACUUCUCCAAGCCCUUCAUGACCCUGGGGAUAAGUAUCCUCUACCGCAAGCCCAACGGAACCAACCCGGGUGUCUUCUCCUUCCUCAACCCCCUCUCACCCGAUAUCUGGAUGUAUAUUCUGCUGGCUUACUUGGGUGUCAGUUGUGUGCUGUUUGUCAUAGCCAGGUUCAGCCCGUACGAGUGGUACAACCCCCAUCCGUGCAACCCAGACUCGGACGUGGUGGAAAACAAUUUUACGUUGCUCAAUAGUUUCUGGUUCGGCGUCGGGGCUCUCAUGCAGCAAGGCUCAGAGCUCAUGCCUAAGGCCCUGUCCACCCGGAUCGUGGGGGGCAUCUGGUGGUUCUUCACCCUCAUUAUCAUCUCCUCCUACACGGCCAACCUGGCUGCCUUCCUCACCGUGGAGCGCAUGGAGUCACCCAUCAACUCGGCCGAUGACCUGGCCAAACAGACCAAGAUCCUGUACGGAGUGGUGGAGGAUGGAUCUACCAUGACCUUUUUCAAGAAGACGAAGAUCUCCACUUACGACAAGAUGUGGGAGUUCAUGAACAGCCGGCGAACGUCUGUGAAAAACAUAGACACGGGCAUCCAGCGCGUGCUCACCUCUGACUACGCUUUCCUCAUGGAGUCCACAACCAUUGAGUUUGUCACCCAGCGCAACUGCAACCUUACCCAGAUAGGGGGCCUCAUCGACUCCAAGGCCUACGGAGUGGGAACACCCAUGGGGUCUCCGUACCGGGACAAGAUCACCAUAGCAAUCCUGCAACUGCAGGAAGAAGGGAAGUUGCACAUGAUGAAGGAGAAGUGGUGGAGGGGAAACGGCUGUCCGGAGGAUGAGAAGAAUAAGGAGGCCAGCGCUCUGGGGGUGCAGAACAUCGGGGGCAUCUUCAUCGUGCUGGCCGCAGGGCUGGUCCUGUCUUUAUUCGUGGCCGUUGGGGAGGUCCUGUACAAGUCUAAACAGAACGCAGAGCUAGAGAAGCGCUCUUUCUGCGGUGCCAUGCUGGAAGAGCUACGUGGCUCCCUGAAGUGCCAGCGGCGGCUCAAGCAGAAGCCGCAGCCACCAGUCAUCGUCAAAACUGAGGAGGUCAUCAACAUGCACACAUUUAAUGAUAGGAGACUGCCAGGCAAGGAGACCAUGGCGUGAUUGGGGUCGAAGGUCAAAAAUAGCCCUGAAAAGGUCCAAAAACAGCCAGAAGAUCUGGAGGGAUUGAAUGAACUUUAAUGUAAUGUUAACGUAACCUGAAACUAUAUUGCAUUGGCCCCCAGCUUUGGUAGUAUGGUAGACAUGUUUCCUGUGGAAAUGUAGAUGUGUGGACAUGCCUGGAGAUGAUGCGUCACCUCAUGGUGGCCAACAGUUUUCAAGAGGGACUUUUGCAGGGGGCAAGUUGAAGGAUUGUGAGAAUGAUGGAUCUUUGAGAUGGAUCUCGAUAGGGACUCGAAGAGGAGAACUCAAAAUGCAUGUCUGUUGAGACUGCCUUUGAGUUCACUUCACAGUCAGUGACUUUGCCACACAUGCACACACACCUGUUCAGAGCAUCACACUGUAUCUUGAGACCCCAAUUGAGACCCCAAUUACACUUUUGUCAAAUCUCCAUGUGUGUGUCCAGUUGAUUUUUAAAAAAGGAGCUCAUAUAACAGGUCGUUAUGAUUAGGAAUGUUACAAAGUGCCACAAUGUUGAAUAAGAACUGUAUGAAGAAAAUAGAGAUGAUAAUGUUUUUAUUUAAUUUGUAAUCAUUGAUUUGGCUUGACCUCCCUAAUACUCAUGGUUUAUCUUCUGUAAUGCGUUUAUCGUGCCAAAGUUCGGCGACGUAAGGCACUGACAUAUUACUUUCAAUGACUCCACAAACAUGCUGUACGGUGUCCAAAAUCACAUGACAGUCUGUCAUUUUGAGUUAAUAUCUACUGUUUAAAGGCAAGAUUUCUACAAAAAAAGAUAUGUUUGUUUUUGUAUACGGACAACGUUUUGUAGUGCUUUCUAUCAGUCUAGCAUUCUCUGUGGACUUCACAUAUGUAGCAGGUGGGAGCUCCCCUCCACCCUCAUUCUGACUACAGGUGAUUUAGGGGUGCCCCCGAUCUGGGGCCUCCGGGGGCCCCUCACUGUGCCAUGCCCUCUCUCUCCUCUGUCGUCCAUACUGUCUCCUCAAUAGGGCCCAUGUUUCUGUUGUGAGAUGACAAGCAUAUCUGGACGUUCUAGAGCUGCCCUCAUCUCCCUACUAAACCUAGCUUACAUACUGUAGCUGUACAGUGACUGUGUCUCAAUAGUUUUAACUCUCCAUUCCUUGUGUACUUUCCUCUAUGACCACUGAUACUGUAGGACAUGACAGGUGGAAGCAAUAUAGCAGAAACCUAUCCAGUUUUUCUUAUCUAUCAGUGAUAUUGAAGGAUGAGCAUUCAGUCAGAGUGCUCAUUCAGAGUAGGGUGAAGUUGCCCGUAGAUGCUGAUCUUGGGUCACUUUUGCAUUUUCACACUAAAGGUUAAGUGUAGGUUCAGGGGAGGGGAAGCUGAUCCUACAUCUGUGCCUAGGGAAAACUUCAUCCUGGAGUGUCUCAAACAAUCCCAAAUGCCCAAAUGGGUCCAUCCCCAGAAAAGAAAAUACAACAAUACAAGGUCCAUGUUUCUUAAAAUAUUUCUUCUGUACAUUAAUAAAUUAAUGUAGAAUUUUAGUAAUUUCAAGAAACCAUUAAUAAAAUAUACAGGGGGAGACCUAGUUUGCUUUUUUUUUUUACAUUUUUUUUUUACCAGUAUUGCUUGCCAUUUUCUACCCUGCUAGAUUCAGUGGUACAAAGUGUAAAUGGUUGAAUAAUUUGGAAUAUUCAUCAGAAAAUAUCCAACUGUAUUGUCAACCAAAACAUUAGAUAAUAGAAUGUAUUUGACAUUGAUGCAAGGUUUUACAAAAAAAUGUAAUCAUUAAAAAAGUAAUAACUAUU